AAAGUGCACUGAGACGCUACAAUUUAAAAAAUUCAUUGGUAUUUCCAACAGUAUGGGUAUUGACAUGAGCAGACCUUCUCCAAACCAACAGACAUGCCAAGGUGGGCACCUGCUGAUCCAUAUGAAGAUGGAUGUUAUAACAAGAGAGGGUGGACAACAGACUUUGACUUUAAGGUGUUCUUUAUGUGAAAGUGUGUUAAGGAUGAGUGAUGUCAGUAGAUCUGAACUCAUCAAUCAUUCAGUAGUAACUGCUGCAGGCCAAACUUUGCAAAAUAGCCAGGAAACAAAUCAAACAGACACCAACAUUCUAGAAAGAGAGUCUAGUUUUGACAACUUUGCAAUAAAGACAGAAUUAGUUUCUACUGAGGGAAAAUAUGAAGAUGACAUUGGCUUAGAUAUGCAUGUUGAAAGUUAUGAGGAAAUCCAGCUUGAUCUUGGCAAUAAUAAUCAAGCAAAUAGUGCAGCAAAAUCUAACCAGGUGCUGCCUUUGGCUAACAAUACAGAAGAAGCUGGUACUUCAUCUGUUCAACAGAUUAUUUCUGACACAAGAAGAUCCAAUGCACCUUCUGGAUUUGAAGAACCACUAUGUAAAUUUUGCAAAUCAACUGAAGGAGAGUUUGGAGAAAGUUUUAUAUGGGGCCACAUGUGUAAGAAAUUAAAAAGCAUACUUUUCAUCUGUUCUGUCUGCAAUGAAUAUUACGGCAGCUGUAACCUUGUGACAGAAUGUGAAAGCAAACACAGACGUAUAAAAAACAAUUGCAACAAGGAAGAGUUUAAGUGUAUGGUUUGUGGCAUAAAAUUUGCAGAUUUAGGAGAAACAAAAAGGCAUGAAUUUUGUCACAAUUCAAAUGAUUCUGAAGUGCUCUCUGAUACCUCUUUAGAACCUGAAUUAAACGACUCAAGAUUUCACGGACCUGAAACAGAAAACCAUCACACACAGAAGUUUCAAGUCAUGGCACUGCCGGCACCAUCAAACAGCAGACAUGUGCCAUCCCGCGAAAACCAGCAAUUGACGCAGGGUGCACAAAUUCUACCACCUAUCAUCAGUCCACAAGAAAUAGAAGAGAUUAAACAUAAGUCGUUCAAACCUGAAAGUUUCUGUGUUGCAUUAAUGGCAAAGAUAUUUAGUAGGGUGGAGCGGUCAGAGAAGGACACAAAUGUUUUGGGAAUAAAAAAACUGAAAAAAUUAUGUCCAGUUUGUAUACAGUUCAUUAAAGACUGUGUUCAUCAAAAUUAUCCCAAGCAUUUUCAAAAGGAACCUGGAAAGACGUGGUCUCGAUGUGUAGGUGCCAUGAACAAUGCCAACAGAUCUUUAAGAUUUAAAGAUGCACAGUUCAAGAUUUUUCUGCAAAAAACUCGAAAAAACUCAAAAAAGUGAAAGACUUGAUGGAGUGAGUUUCCUAUGAUAAACUUUAUUUUCACCCAACUUACCAACUUCACCAUUAUGCAAGUGACUCAAAAUAAGAAACCUACCAGUAGAACUUAAAAUAGAUCGUAGCUCUGUGGACAGUAUGGUGAACACGUAAGGUGUUGAAAGUUGAAUGUUUGCUGAAUUGAGGUGCAACUGUAAUUGUGUGGGUUUAAGACGUUUCAACAGACUUAAAGGACUUAAAAGAUUCGUUUUUAGUAGAAGUGAAAUGACCAAAUUCAUUAGAACCAUAAAAUAAGAAAGCUUAAAGUUAUUCUGUAAAUGUGACGUGAAGUUGAGGAAUGAUAUUGCUUCUGUGCCGUUAGGACUGUCAUUGUUUUAUUUAAACGAAAUAUGAUUAUGCAAUAACAUUCAUCUCAAACUUUAGACCUUUAAGUAGUUAAAAUUAGUUUGAGUUUGAAAAACAACCUGAGCUGCAAUAAAAGAGAAAUGUUACUUUG
Messenger RNA from Lingula anatina, 1869 nucleotides. RefSeq lists its product as uncharacterized. Gene Ontology annotation, molecular function: DNA binding. NCBI's taxonomy places the organism in Eukaryota, Metazoa, Brachiopoda, Lingulata, Lingulida, Lingulidae. The record is from RefSeq and is a predicted model, not a curated record.